CCUACGCACUCUUUGCCUCUCCAUAAAUCAUUGUUUCAGGACGAGUAGGUCCUUGGAGAGUUUAGCACUUUAUUUAAAAGAUUUAUUUAAAAUUUACAGGCACUUUUAGGGUUUGGUUUUCGGUUUUGAAACGGAUUUCGCAUUGAAAAAUUUUUGAUCUUCACAAUGGCACCUAUCGACGAUAAAGCAGUUUUAUUUGGGUCUCAUAUACAAUCCCUUGAGAGUUUUAAUGAUGUUUUAGCGGAUACAGUCAAUAUUUCCAAGUUUCUGUGCCAAUAUUGGAACUCAGAUUCAUUCAGUUACAACGUUUCAAAAGAAGAUUUUGGAGACACAGCUGUACAACUCUUGGAGUAUUUUAUUCAGACUAACUAUACUGGUCCUUUUCUUCCUAUUGACCCUGUUCAGUGGCUUCCUGCAGCCAUCCGUAACCAUGAAAAACUCCAUGCAUCUGUAUUGGAAGCAUUAACUGAAGAGGGUGAACGUCCUUAUCAUUUAACACCGAAACUUCUGUUCAUUUUGCUUGCACAAACUUUGUUUGAGUUUGCUCAAAGUUCCAAUCCUGUUCAUAUCUGGCACCGUAUUCGUCUGGAUUUUAUUCAUCAACAGUUACUUAGGAAUCAUGUUUCAGUUUUCUUUAAUCGAAUCAUGAAAAAUGUGAAUUUAAUAAAAGAUUAUAUUCAAGCACAAGACCGGGACACUCAAGGUCGUUUCGCCAUAGAGCUUGGGUUAAUCCAAUCCUACUACGAUCGAGAUGCUGCUGCUUUGCAAUUAUUGAAAGAUUCUGGCGAGAUUAUGGGUUUCAAUUUCGAACUUACCGGUGCCCCGGGUAGAAGAACCAAGUUUCAGACAUUUGACACAUCACAAUUAGUUGUUUUGGCAAAAUCUCGUGAUCGUUCCUCCGGAUUGAAUCCUUCAGAAGGAUUCAAGACUCAACCUAAAACAUUCAAUUUGGAUGAUGACACACUUUUAGAGAGGAUUACGUUCAAGGAGGAUUCCAUGAGUUUGGCUGCUCAAGAGAACAUUAAUCCUAUACUGGCGACGGAAGACCCAAAUCAUCCGUCGGAAUUACAUCCUUUGGAUGCUUCUUUGCUAUUGGCUUUUUGUCACAUAAUUAAGAACAAUAAUCCUGAUGAUGGUUUAACACGUGAGGAAAUGUCUCCAUAUGCUGAGCGGGUGUUGGUCCAUCCAGUUAACUGGUCAGUUUAUACCAUGGGCCUCUUAGUUCGUGCUCGGCUAGAAGGUUUUAAAAGUAGGACUGUCGAACGAAGCGUUUUACAAAUGCAAGCUUUGUUCGAUCAGAUGAAUGAUCAACUUAAUUCCGGUGCUGCUGUUGAUGCUGCUGAUCACAAGAAUACUUCUGGAUCAUUUUUGCCAAAGCCAAAAGAAGAAGAUGAAAGUGCUUCUGUACAAGAACGUUUAGCCUAUUUUUACAAUCUGCGUAUGCCUUCUCGUUGGCAAUUGGAAGCCGAGCUUGCUGAACGCUUUGUUUCAGUCGGUGCUACUAGGUCUGCAUUGGAGAUUUUUGAACGUUUAGAAAUGUGGGAUCGUGUUGUCAUCUGCCAAUGCUCACUUGAUCGCAGAGAUUUAGCCGUACAGGUAAUUGAAAGACAGUUAAGUAUUGACCCGAAAGAACAUUUAUUGCGUACUAUGCUUGGAGAUAUCCAGAAUGAACCUAAGCAUUACACAGAAGCCUGGGAACUUUCUGGUAAUCGCUACGCUCCCGCCCAGCGUUCAUUAGGACGCUACUAUUUCAAGCAAGGUGAACUGGUAAAAGCUAUGGAUGCUUUCUACAAAUCUCUUCGUAUUAAUCCUUUAUCACAUCCUACUUGGUUUACCUACGGAUGUGCUGCUAUAGGAAUACAGAAUUAUGAUUCUGCAAUGGAAGCUUUUACACGUUGUUUGUCAAUUAAUCCCGAAGAUGGAGAAAGUUGGAAUAAUUUGGCAAGUGCAAUGUUGAAGGCUGAUAGCCAUUCCAAGAGGGAAGCCUGGCACACCCUACAACAGGGCCUUAAAUAUAUGUAUGAUAGUUGGCGCGUCUGGGAAAAUUAUAUGUUAAUUUCCGUUGAUGUGAACCAGUGGUCAGAAGUCAUCCGCGCUAUUCGCCGAAUUAUAGAACUUAAUAGCAAAGCUGCGGGAGAAAAAGCAGUUGAUGUUCAAUGUUUGGAUCUAGUUGUCAGUCAUGUAAUGCAAACUUGUGAUGAUGAUUCAGCCGGUAUUGCAAAGAUGUUAAACGAAUUAAUUAGGAUGAUUAUUCCUUUGAUCACUAAUGACACUCGACUUUGGAAAAUCAUAGCUCGUUAUAACCUAUGGAAAAGAAAGUAUGCAGAAUCCUUGGAUGCUACUAUAAAAUCUUAUCGGAUUUUGAUAUCUAGUCCAAAUAUUACUUCGGACGAAACAGUUUGGAAUAAAACGGUAGAAAGUGCUUUAGAGUUGGUGGAAGCGUAUGCGAAUCUUGGCGAGAAACCUGGUAGAAUGGGUGGUGUUGUUGCUAAAGAUUGGAAAUUCAAAUCUCGAAGCAUUUUACGUUCUUUAUUAGGCACAGGUAAAGAAUCAUGGUCCGAAACCGAAUCAUAUCAGAAGAUUAUAGACACUCUUAAAGAGCUUAGAUAAAUCAAUUAGUGGUUUUAUUUAUGAGCUAUCAGAAAUA
Messenger RNA from Schizosaccharomyces cryophilus OY26, 2647 nucleotides. RefSeq names its product TTC27 family TPR repeat protein. The record is from RefSeq and is a predicted model, not a curated record. NCBI's taxonomy places the organism in Eukaryota, Fungi, Ascomycota, Schizosaccharomycetes, Schizosaccharomycetales, Schizosaccharomycetaceae. The coding region runs from base 166 to 2610 and encodes 814 amino acids. The transcript has a single exon. Gene Ontology annotation, molecular function: protein binding.